Suncus etruscus (white-toothed pygmy shrew) is the source of this 978-nucleotide messenger RNA. RefSeq names its product immunoglobulin superfamily member 5 (gene IGSF5). Bases 157 to 978 code for a protein of 273 amino acids. Gene Ontology annotation, biological process: cell-cell adhesion. The transcript is spliced from 6 exons. Lineage: Eukaryota; Metazoa; Chordata; Mammalia; Eulipotyphla; Soricidae. The record is from RefSeq and is a predicted model, not a curated record.
GCCGGGGGUGCAGCUGGGGACCCCGAGAACUGAACCCUGCCUGUGUCUUUGUGGUGGUGGUGGUGGUGAAGCUGAAGAGGACGGAGGCCCCCAAGAUUCUGGAAAUGGGGAGACAUAUGCCAAGGCCCCGCAGAGUGAAGUGAACAAGCUGCGGACAUGGAGACUUGCUGGAUGGGCGUCCUGGCUGCGCUGGUCGUCCUGGCAGGGCUGCCAGGCGCAGAAUACAACAAUCAAAUCCUAGAUGGCCCCAGAGACGCCACAGUGCUGGCUGGCUCGGAGGCUCGCUUCAAUUGCACCGUCUCGGACGGAUGGAAGCUCAUCAUGUGGGCGCUGAAUGGGGUCGUGGUGCUGAGCCUCACGCCCACCCAGACCAUCAUCACCAACGAACGCUUCACCUCCGAGAGGUACUGGGAGGACGGCAACUUGGUCUCUGAGCUGAUCAUCUAUGAUGUGCAGCCGAAGGAUGCAGGGCAAGUGCGAUGCAGUCUCCAGGACAGUGACCGGGACAGGUCGGCUCUCCUAGCCGUCCAGGUUGUGGGGACACUGUCCAUCCCCAAGACCGGGCACGUGCUCAAAGGCCAGCCUUGCAACGUCACCUGCUGCGCCUCGGGCUGGAUCCCGCUUCCAGAGCUUUCCUGGAAGUUGGAGAUCUCAGCGAACAAUUGGAGCUACAGUUCCACCUCGGAGCCUAGCGACCCCCAGCGCACAUCGAGCAUCCUUACCCUGGUGCCCCACGACAACGGGUCAGUGACGUGCGUGGCGGCCAUGAGGGGGCUGCCUGAACACAAGUCCAUCACCGCCAACCUCACGGUGGUCUCGUCCCUUGGUGAUGAUUCAGGUCAGGCCCUGCCCACAUGGGCCAUAGCGCUCCUGGCCGUCUCCUUUUCACUGCUGUUGAUCCUCAUCAUUGUCCUGGUUGUUCUAUACUGCUGCUACUACCCAUCGAGGAGAGAGAAGAAAGGAAACCUGCCGAAGUGA